This is a messenger RNA of Asterias rubens (European starfish), 7360 nucleotides long. Its product is annotated as E3 ubiquitin-protein ligase ubr3-like. Lineage: Eukaryota; Metazoa; Echinodermata; Asteroidea; Forcipulatida; Asteriidae. The transcript has 39 exons. The coding region runs from base 271 to 5940 and encodes 1889 amino acids. Gene Ontology annotation, molecular function: zinc ion binding; ubiquitin protein ligase activity. Gene Ontology annotation, biological process: ubiquitin-dependent protein catabolic process via the N-end rule pathway; protein ubiquitination. The record is from RefSeq and is a predicted model, not a curated record. Gene Ontology annotation, cellular component: ubiquitin ligase complex; cytoplasm.
CCAUGUGAGAGGCAGUCCAGAAAACUAUUUCGGUCUUAGUUAGAGAUGAAUAAUUUAGAAACAAAACAUUUCACGGUAGGUUUCGGUAAUAAUAUCCUCAAAAAUCUGUCGGGAAGUGAUGCACAUGCUGCCCGGGGAAUACCAACUUGGAAAAAGUUACGACAUGGAGGAAGAAACGGGCGAUUAAAAAUCGCUGGGUGUAUUUGACCUCGACCAUCACGGGUUCAACCAAAUAACUCGACGGGGUCAAUCAACUUUAGAGAGGUAAACAUGGCGACUCUCAUGAGGGGUGAGAAACGUAAAGUUGCCGCACAACUGAAGGCUGAAAUCACUCGAAAUACUGGAAACCAACAGUUACAGGAGCUACUUGACGUUGUUCUGAGUCCUCAGACGUCACUGGAGAAAAGCGAUAAUCUAGACUGGUGUCGAGCGUUGAUUGCGGGAGGGAAUUCUUUCGAUGAAUUUGCGAAGACAGUGAGGGCGUACGAUAACGCGACGACUUGCGGGCUGGUGUGGACGUCAAACUUUGUUGCUUACAGGUGUCGAACUUGUGGCAUAUCACCAUGCAUGUCAAUCUGUGCAGACUGCUUCCAUGGAGGCAAUCAUGAAGACCAUGAUUUCAACAUGUUCCGCAGCCAGGCUGGUGGAGCUUGUGAUUGUGGAGAUCCCAGCGUGAUGAGAACAGCAGGCUUCUGUAAUUUGCAUGGUCCAGAUAAACCGAAGAAUCACACAGUGCCAAGUGACUUGCUACCUAUGGCAGAUGUUGUCGUCCCAAGGCUGGUGUUUAGAUUUGUUCUGUAUCUACGAGACCUCUUCUCCAAAUGUUCUGACCUCCCAAUAAUGCGCUUUGACUUGAAAGAAGGAGAGCCACUCUUAAGCCUACUUCAUGAAUUAUGCAAUAUGGGCGGAGCUAUGAGAACUGUAAUGACAAGAGCUUUGACGGAUCCAGUUCUCUAUCAGAAUCACACAGAUGGUUCUGCAGGAUGCUACAGCAAUGUGCAACCACACAUCAAGCAAACACAAGAUAUCUUACAAAAUGCACAGAGAAGACUUGCCUUUCCAGAUACACCCAAGAUCUUAAGAGGUAACCCUGCUGUUGCUUAUCCUCUGCUACCAUCAAGUUUUGUUGAGGAGUUGCUUUUCUGGGCCGUCCUCUUUGAGUUUCCAGAGAAGAUUGUGACUCUGUUAUUGAAGAUGCUGCCUGAUAACACUUACAAGGAACUCUUUACAAAAUCUUUUGUGAAGUUCUACGGUCGUAUCGCCAUGUCCCUGGCCAUCUCUAGCCACCCAGACAGGCUUUCCAGCCGGGUGGUUCACAUCAGUGUUCAGCUCUUCAGUAACGAGGACCUGGCCAUUCAGAUGACUAAUGACUUACAGCUGAUUCACAUUCUGAUUGCAUCGUUACAAUGCCUACUCAAACGCACUCUGAUGGAUAACCCUAUCGGAGUUGCUCGGGAUGGUCCAAGGAACUGCCAAGUUGCCAACUGUGAGCAUCCAGUCAUGAAGAACCACUGCUACUGGCCAGUUAUCAGCGAUCUCACAAACAUCCUCUCACAUCGCUCUGUAGUCCACAAGUUUUUCACCGACCCUGCUCUGUUAAAAAUGUGGACCAAUGUGUUGUCAAUGUUCAUGUGUAUGAAUUUGAAUGAACGAGAGCUGCACAAUCAUGUUGAAUUUGAACCCAACGCUUACUCCACAGCCUUCUCAGCUGAGAUCGAGGCAUGUGCUGCCCCCAUGUGGCAGCUGUAUACACACUGCAAAGAUGAAAGUACAGCACACUACACUCAGGCACUUCUCAAUGCGUGUGUAGAAACUACUAUGGACUGGCUGCAAGAGGCCAACAUCCAGGAGUCUUUUGACCCAUUCCGAGUGUCCUUUCAUAUACCACUCCUUCGGUACUAUGCUCUUUUGCUUAGCCAGGCUCUUACAAAACAAGGUGUCCAAGUUACUCCAGCGGAAGAUUUCCUGAAACGUCUGAUAGUUUUCCCUCUUCAGAUUCAGGCCAUGGUGAGUGAAGUGUUCUGUGAGAUGUGGGUGCGUAACGGAUUGCAGAUCAAACGACAAGCUAUGACGUACAUGCAGUGUCAUUUCUGUGCCUCAAUGAUCGAUCUAGACCUCUUCUUGCUCCAGGUCGGUGCGGUGUAUCUUGAUCCCGACUUCUUUGUUACCAAGGUGUUCUCAUGUUUCAAGGUUCUUGAGACGUUAACGUUCAAUCAGUCACAUUUUAACAGCCAACUCUACCCCGGGAAUGAACCUGCAAUGUUAGAGGGGGCCUUCUACCUGUUGGCAACGCUACUCAGCACCAGAACUCAUAUGGGGGCAUCAGAAGAGGAGCUUUUACGUCAAGAAAUGGUUGCUUUGUUAUGUAUACAGGACAGACCACACAGCCAGCUUGCUGAUCAAAUCCCAGAGAAGACUGGACUGUUCAAUUCCAAUGAGCACUUUGAGUCUAUCUUAGCUGAGGUUGCUGAUUAUCACGAUCCAAUGUCUGAGACAGGGAGUGGAGGUCUCCAACAGGGUCGCUACUCACCCAAACCUCACAUUUGGGAAACUGAAUUUGACCCGAUUCAUGUCAUGCUGAGGGUCAUGCAGAAGAAAGAUUUCCAAACUGCGAUGGAUCGUUAUAGUUCUCAUAUGAAGCAAACAGGACGGCAUUCUGGUAGCAGUGGUCUGUGGCCUCCAUUCAAGCCGCUCAAGCUCCCAACAACUCCCUUUGAAAACCUUCAUCAACUCCUUCACUGCAAGACUCUUCAUGGUGUGAUCUUUAUCAUACUCUACAAGGCCGUCCAUGGUCGAUCCAUAACGGAUCCUGUGCUCUAUCUAUGCAUUGCUCUACUAGACAUGAUGUUGCAAUACCCAACGGUUAAAAUAUUAUCAAAGACUCCAACACCAGAUGUAAUAAGAGACGGUGAUUUUUCAGCCAUGUUUCCAGACAACGUGAUCCUGAACAACUUAAGACAUCGCAUUAAGACUGUCGAGAUUCCCAGCCUACAUGAAAAGCCAUCUUCAUCACAUCAGAGAACUAUGGACAGCACGGACCUGCUCCUGCAACAACUCCUUAACGAAGAAGUAAGCAUCUACAGUCAGAACCUGUUUGGUUUGGGUGUAGGAUUCGGAGGCCAUCAGAAUCUCGACGAGGCAGAGCCUCAAAUGGAGGAGGAAGAGGCAUACCCAAGCGAGGAAGAGCAAGAUUCUGUAGAUGAGGAGCUAGAUGGGAUGGAGCAGGAGGAGGCUGAUGAUAUUGAAGAGGAGACGGAAGGGAUGGAGGUAGCUGAGGUGGGCGGAGAAGUGGAAGCUGGUACAGUGCAGGGAGAUGGAUAUGAUGUUGAUUCGCAGUCGGCUAGUUUACAAACAGCUGAUGAGCCAACAGUCCCUCUUCAAGACCUUCCUGCCACAACCUCGACAGCUACAAGUUCUUCCAAGAAGUCCUCAAGAGUUCAGACAGUCCUCUGGACUCCUUGUAAGAUGCUUACCAUCAAUGAGUCGAUGCUGGAUCUAUUGGUGAAGUUACAUUCUAAGAUGGUCGGUAAAGAAGGCUCCUACUUGCCUCCAUCUAUGAGGACGGAGAAGGGGGAGAGGAAUGACCAAGAAAUACAGGUUGGUGGAGGAGCAUACUAUGUCAAAAGACUCCUGGAUAAGAUUUGUCAUCUACACCCCGAGAGUCAGCAACAAAUAGAGGCGCUUUGUCAACUCAAAGAUCAACCGGAUAACGGACAAACUACAAGCAAUGCACUUAGUUCAACGGACAGGAGAAAGAAGGCACGGGAGGCUCAGCAGAAGUUGUUUGCAAAACUAGCCGCUGAGCAAAGGACAUUUUUGGCAAAAUCCUUGGAAACAGAUGAAGGGUUAGCAGAGGUGCCUGAAGCUGAUGGGGAUGACAGAGGAGCUGCCACACCCAAGGAAGCUGAGCCUGGAGAAAUGUUUGAAUGUGUCAUAUGUGGGCAAACAGCGCCCUCAACGGGCUAUAAUCCAAUCGGGAUGGUGGCACUAAUGCAAGCAACAGGAGUUCUUGGUCAUCAGUCUCAGGUUUCUGAGGCCCAGACUUUACCAACGCAAAGUGGUGAAGAAAUUAGCCAUGCUGGACGAUGUAGGAAUGUCAAUGAACGAAGGAAGGAAGAUCUGACUAGGAACUUUAAUAAGGACUCACUGCAGGCGUCUGUUGAUACUGAAUGGACUGGAGUUCAUAUUCAGAGUUGUAGACAUUACAUCCAUCUAAGCUGUCAUCAAUCUUAUCUUAACUCAUUACAGGACUACCAGUCCCCCCACCUUCAUGUCCACAGUAAAGGAGAGUACGAGUGUCCGCUAUGUCGGCAACUGGCAAACUUUGUCUUGCCGUGUAUGCCUUCACUACGAGACUCUACAUCAAGUAAACCUCAUGGAGUCGAGAGAAACUAUUCUCGUAUUAUAGCCGAGGUGAUGGAUAGGUUACAACAUAGAAGAGAGAGGCCAGCGUCACUUAGGGGAAUUCUUACUGCCACAGAGAACGUCUUUGUACCAAGACUUCAGAUGGAGAAUAGGUUCAACACACAGGGCUCUGAUUCAAUGAGACUUGGAUUACCGCCCAGGGAAAUGCGUCAGAUCUUAUUGCAGUCAACAGCGAGGGUAAACUUAGAGUUGGAUUUGGUUGUUCGGGGAAAUCUACUUACUUCUCAGUCUUCAAGCCAGCCAGCUUCCAAGAGAAGUUGUUUAGGCACUCUCCUUGAGGUUCUAAGCUUUAUACAAAGUGAUGAAAUGUAUAUUGCUAUGGCAAGUAAAGCUUGGUCGUCUCUCACCGGAGUUGAGCCCGGUACCCUGCCCGUGGUCCCAAGUGCCCAAAGCAAUGAUGUACCAAUUCUGUUGAGGGAUCCCAUAUCGUUAUUACUGUACCUCAUCACAGUUAUGCGACAUCCAGUAAAUAAAGACUACUUCACAUGUAUAGUGAGGGUCUUGUACGCCAUGCUCUACACUCAGGCCUUAUCUGUUAUUAGUUGUAGAAUGCCACAGACUGAGAGGAAGGCUUGGACUGAAAGUGGCAAAUCAUGUCAGGAACAUUCUAAUCAGAUUCAAAUGGAUUCCUUACUGAGUGAGAUCAUCGUAAUGUACUCCCAGAGUAGACUGUAUCAAGAUGUUGACACACACCAAGGACUAGCUAUUUGCCAGUCAGUGUGGACACCACAAUGUGUGGAGACCGCCAUUCAACAAUACUGCCUUCCAUUUCUACGCAUUGCUGCUCUCAUGCAACAUCAUUUGUAUAGAGAAGAACUACCUACUUGUCAGCGUCAAGAUGUUGAAUUUGAAGUGCUGGCCAAUUUUCUGAACCUUUGCACACCGCCCUCUGUUGACGAGAAACAACCCAACCUGUACAGCGCUCGAUGUCUUCAUUUUGUCGGUGACAGCCCAUCAAAUUUAUUGAGGGUGUGGUGUCAAGAAUUUCUUGUCUUCGUCAACAAGAACCAUCCUGUAGCUAAGCGUUUGCUUCUACAUAACCCAAUUUUCUAUCCGCCCCGCCUUCUACAACUGCCCACGAGGUACGACGAUGUAUUCCAGUACUAUAGACAACGUCGAUGUGACAGAUGUAAGAAUAUGCCGAGUCGUCCAGUCGUGUGUUUGGUGUGUGGCGCCCUCAUCUGUCUAAAUGCAGCUGGCUUAGGUUGCCAUUUGUCUGGCAUCAGGGCUCCAAUAGAUACAGAGCAUUCCUUGGAGUGUGGCUCGGGAACCGUUGUGUAUCUGGAUAUUAAUUCUUCAACGGUGAUCAUCAUUAGAGGCAAGAGGCUCUGCUAUUGGGCAUCGGUGUAUCUGGACAGGCACGGUGAAGAGGAUCGGGAACUCAAGCGGGGCAAACCACUGAUCUUGUGUCUUCAACGUUACAAGAUGUUGGAGCAUCUUUGGAGGAGUCAUGGCUUCAACCACUCCUGUAAGAAUUGGGUCUUACUUGGAGGUCACGGAGGUCACCACUUUUGAAUCAACAAACUACCUAAAGCCCUGUUCAUACUUCCUGCGAAUGCGAAGCGAGUGUUGACGUCACAUGGCUGUUUUAAGCAGCGACUGUUUCUCAGGAGUUGAAUCCAGCUCAGCCGUUGCGAGUUAUUCAUGGCGAAAUUGUGAUGUCAACAUUUGUAUCAUAUUCACAUUCGCAGGAAGUAUGAACCAGGGCUUAAGUGUACAUGUGUAAUAUUAUAUCAAAUGUAGACUAUUGAGCUUUGCAGCAUAAAUGUAUUUUGUUGACUCUUCAUCCAUGGCUAGACUGGGCCCCUGUCUUUAUCCACAAGGUCAAAGACAGGUACUUUGUUUCCAGAACCAGUGAUUUCAUUGGUAACCUUGCGGUGACGCAAGCAUUCUAUAUCUGUAUUUUGAUUGGUUCGGAGGUGAUGUGGGCGCAGCUUACAAACAUCAGCUGGGACCACUCAAAACACAGAUGAAUGUAGGAUGAAUGAGGAUUGAAAUUUGCUUGAAGAUAGUGUGAUUAAUCAGACUUCUUGCGCUAAAACUUUCAUGCAUGUGGAUUGUGCGAUAUAAUCUUUUAAAUAGAUACGGGCUGCGAGGUCAAAUUCAGUUUGGUGAUGCGCUUAUUUUCUAAAAGCUUGGUAUGAAAAGGGGAGUUGAGUCUCUAAACUCGCAUUAAAUCGUUUUAUUUGACAUAUUAUUUCGGAGCAACACUUUGAAACAUGCCAUCAUUUGACAUUUGGUGUCAAAACUUAAUGGGUCUGAGCACUCAACUACAGGAAUUUGGGGGCUUUUUGAUUGAAAAUUAGGGAAAAACAGGAAUGUUUUAAAACUUUUCAAUAGCACAAAUUUACAGACCCAUAUUUGUGGAGUGUUAUGUCAAUGAUGAUUUAUGACGGAAGUUUUUUGUUGAUAAAAUUUGCAGUGCAUGGGUUAUCAAUUGCAUUGGCAUUUUACACCAUUUUUACGCGAGGGAGAAAUUUGCAAUUUGUCAAAGUUUCAUAAAUCCUCUAUUGAUGGAAAAAGAGUGCAUGACAAGUCUGAUCUCAACCUUAGAGACCCCUUUUAUAACCAAAUAGAGUGACUUAUAAGUUAUUUUUUAUCUUAAGGCUUAUUUUUUAUUAAUUUUAAAACAGAAAUUGUCUCAAAAAGCAUUGUCACACAAAUAAAUUAGUUCAAAGUCUUAAUAUCAAUUGUUGAUUUGCCCAACCUGAGUAGAACGGAUUGCUUACUUUUUAUUAAUUUUAAAACAGAAAUUGUCAUAAAAAACUUGUCCUACCUCAACAAUUAUUUUAAAUACUUGUUAUCAAGUUGAUCUUCCCUACCUAUACGAGUAGAAAGAAUUGUAUACAAUGCCUUCCCAACUCUUAAAGACACUGGACACCUUUGGUAAUUGUCAAAGACCAGUAUUCUCACUUGGUGUACCCCAACAUAUGCA